Molecule: messenger RNA, 1946 nt
Organism: Saprolegnia parasitica CBS 223.65
Lineage: Eukaryota; Oomycota; Saprolegniomycetes; Saprolegniales; Saprolegniaceae
Exons: 4
Coding region: 29-1861 (610 amino acids)
Source: RefSeq, a predicted model, not a curated record
UGUGAGCCCACUGUUUCGGAGCUGACGCAUGGGCCUCAAGCCGACCGAGUCGACGCGGCUCCUCGCCGACUUCGUAGCUGAGAAGCACGACGUGGUGCUCGCCUUACGCCACGAUGACAUUCCGCAGGCGAUGCUCGCGCGCUCGGCGCUGCGCUUCAACUUUUCCGUGCUCAUUCUGCGCACCGCCGUCCUCUUUGCCUUUGCGACGAUGACGACGUGCAUCUUCCCGACGCACGAGCUGUACCUUGUCGAGCGCGGCCUCAUGACCGCGCUCGUCUCGUCGGGCUCGGACACGAUCAACGCCAACUCGAGCAUGAAGUUUGCCAACAUCCAAGUCAAGUCGGACGUCCACGCCUGGGCGUACGACACACUGCUGCCGAGUCUCUUUGACGACGACGGCGAGUGGCGCGUCGCGUCAGAAAAUGUCAUUUUGACGUUUGCGAUCGAAGUCUACAAGCGCGAACUCAAAGAUUGCAAUGCCAACAUGGCCGACACGUGGGGCACGGUCUGCUACGCCAACGCCGAAGACGGCGACACGCUCGUGGCGCGGCACCAAGACAGCGUCGCGAUCAGCUCGCGCUUCCGGCCGCUGACGGUCGACGGGAUCCAAGCCGCGAUGCAGGGCAAGGACGACCGGUGGGUCGACGAAGCCACCGCCCGCGUCGUCUUCCAAGUCAUCACAUACAACGGCAACCUCGACGCCUUUGCGCGCACGCGCCUCACCGUGACGUUCCAAAGCGGCGGCUUCAUUGACGCGAGCGGCGAGGUCAUUGUCGUGCCGAGCAACUUGUAUGCGACGUCGUACCAGAAAUGGCUCGACCUCUGCAUCCUCUCGUACUUUGGCGGCACGCUGGGCUUUCUGCUCUUGGCCUUUUGCUGCCCGAAAUGGUGCCACGUGUACAUUGCGUCGUACUCGUCUGUCUUUGUGUGGCUCGACUGGGUCGUUGUCUUCGCCGUGAGUAUGUUUUACCUCAUUUGGUUCAAAGUGUACUCGGCGAUCCUUAACUACACGGCGACAACGUUCGCCGAGAAGCACCCAAGCACAACCAUGGUCAACAGCGACCGACUCGAAGAUCUCGCGUCUCAAAUGACGCGCGUCCGGUUCCUUGCGAUCGCCGUCAUGCUGCUGCUCACGACCCGCAUUUUUGGCGCGAUGGAGUUCCACCCGAAUUUAAACGUCGUCACGACCACGAUUCUCAAGUCGAUCCACAAGCUCGGCGCGUUCUCGUGUGUCUUUGUACUGACCUUGUAUGGCUACGUCGUCGCGGGUUGCCUCAGCUUUGAGGGCACACUCCAGUUUAGCAACUAUGGCCGCGGCUUUGUCACGUGUAUCAACAUGCUCUUUGGGGAUUUUGACUUUGAAGCGAUCGCCCAAGUCAACUUUCCGCUCGCGGUCCUGUGGUACUUUAGCGGCAUGGCGCUGCUCUUCCUCAUCCUCUUCAACCUCCUCCUCGCCGUCGUCCUCGAGUCGUACACGGACGUGACCAUGGAGAACGCGCGGCACAACCGGUCGGUGCUCUGGGAGUUCUGGGUCGUGACGCGCGAGGUGUUCAACCCCGCGCGCUUCUUUGGCUGCGACGCCGAGACCAAGUUUCUACGCGCUGUCCAAGCCGGCGCCUUUGACCGCCUCGACUUUAUCACGGAAGACGACGUCGUGCACCGCGCAUACCUCUCGCCGCGCUCGGCCAAGCACGUGCUCGAGACCAUCUUGCUCUACCGCAACUCGGUGUACAUCCCGAAGAAGGAGAGCGAAGUCCAGAGCGCCACCAACGAAGACGUGCUCGCCAAGAUGCGGCGCCUCGAAGACUCGGUCGCACAGCUCGUGCUGCUGCUCCAAGACCGCGAGAUGUACCGCGCCUAAUGGUGCACUGACGUACUACGCUGCUUUCAUGCUAACAGCUCUGGAAUGCCUUUGCCCAAUAAUGGAUCCAUAUCAUGUUUUAAAG